Durusdinium trenchii is the source of this 5213-nucleotide messenger RNA. The record is from the annotation of a GenBank genome assembly. NCBI's taxonomy places the organism in Eukaryota, Dinophyceae, Suessiales, Symbiodiniaceae.
AGCCUUCAGCUUCCCAAGUCUUCCAAGACGCUUUGUGGCCAACUAGGGAUGGUGACCGCGAAGUGGGGAGUCGAGGAAGUUUCCAACUGGUUGGCGGAAGUUGGGUUUCCCCAGCUGGUCGAUGGCUUCCGUGAACAAGGGGUGGAUGGAGAGGUUCUUCUUGGGUUGACGACUGAAGACCUGAAAGAGGAGUUCCAAAUGAAGCUGGGUGAGCGGAAGAAACUCAUUGACCGCAUUGAGAACUUGAAGGAGAAGGCAGAGAAGGACUUGUCCGCAAGCUCCACUGCGACGGAUAGUCAAUUGAGUCUACCUUCCCCACCCAGUGAACCGAGCAGGUGUGGGACUCCGGAGCUUGAGAAACUCUACUUGCUGGACGGCCGCAACAUCGCUUGCCAAGGAGGUGAAAGCCCUGACAGACCGAAUUUGAAGAAGUUGAGCACGGCUAUGAAGUGGCAUAUUGAACAUCGGCCAGACUGGAAAGUGGAGACGUUUGUUUACCAGGCACUUAUGGAGAAGUGGCAAAAGGACCACGCGGAAGACAUGAAGGAUCUUGCUCAGUGUCUGACUGUGACUCCAAGGCGGGAGGACGUGGACAAGUUCAUCAUCCGCAAAGCUGUGGAUGCUGCCAAGAGCGGAUGUCUCGUGAAGAUUGUCUCCAACGACAAUUUUCGGGAGUACAUUGGCACGGUCAAUGAUUUUCACUUCUCAGAAGAUUGGGUGCGGGAACAUGUCAUCAAGUUUUGCUUCUCUGCGGGUUCUCAAGAGUUCAUACCAGCUGAUGGCUUUGGUACGGAGUUACCCUGUGAGCUUCAAACUGCAGAGCCAGAACCGUCUGUUCCAGAGAGGAACGUGGUCAUCGACAAGGUUUGUCCACCUGGUUUACCAACGCUAUUGACUGGCAGGGGUGCGAAGUUCCCAUCUCCACUGCGCAUUGCGCCAGGAGUUGAAGAGGUGCGAUGCCCGCACAAGCGAUGUCCUUUGCGACUGGAAGUGGCCCAGCGUUCUUCCAACGGUGCUUAUGCCAUUCGUAUCACCGGGCUGGAGUCACCUGCCUCUCGCGCAAAGCAACCAAUUCUCAACGUCCAUCCCAACAGAAGGGUCACCAAAACCUGGUGCCCGACCUGUGCGAAACCACUUGAAGUCCGAAAUGAAGCGGCGGAGCCACAGAUGAAACGUCCAAGGGGAAAAGGGUAUGCUUUUGUGGCAGUUCUCUUCGGGCCCGAUCAAGAUAUGCUACAACGGUUUGUGUUGGGAGCUCUGGUCUUGGGGCAUUCUUUGAAAGUGAGUUCAACCAGUUUUGACAUGGUACUCCUACACACUGCCGAUGUCAUGGAUGUACCUGGUGCUGGGUUGCUUGAAGUCUUUUGGAAGACACGAGAGGUGAGCUAUGUGGAAGCAAAUCCGAAGCUGAUUUGCCAAAGCGAGAACCGCUUCCAGCACGUCUUCACCAAGUUGCAAUGUUUUGGCUGCGAUGACUACGAGAAAGUGGUUUUGUUGGACAUCGACCUCCUUGUACGUGACAACAUUGAUGAGUUGAGUUCUUGCCAGCCACCGUGUGCUCUGCGGAGGGGGCACAAGGCUUUGCCCUCACAUGUGGAUGUCUCCUUGUCUUGCUACAACACUGAGGGUCGACAAAAGUUCGGCAUGAAUUUAGGAGUAGCGGUACUGAAGCCCAGCAAGGAAGAAUUGGAGAAGAUUCUGACCUCAGUGAAGAGCCGAGACCCAAUGCAUGAGGUGUGCAGCGGGCCGGAGCAAGAUUUCUUGAGUCGUUGGUUCAAGAAUUGGACAUCAAUGAAUGUGAAGUACAACUACCAACUCCAUCAGUUGGCACUAUCCUGCGAGCACGAGGGCCCUCAAGCCAUGCGUCUUCAGCUGAAAUUGGAGAACGUGAAAGUUUUGCAUUACAGUGGUCGGGUGAAGCCUUGGGACUUCUACUUUGAUGUGAGGGCAAAGUCUUCGGAGAGUUUCUCAGCAUUUUGCGAAGAGAGAUUGUUGCCGGCUUACAAUGCAAAAGGCAAAGAGUUUGAAGACACGGUCAGAAAUGCGGCGCACGAAUGGAAACAGCAAUGCAAGGAUAUGUGGCAGUAUGCGCUUGCCCAAACAAGCUGUGACAAAUGCAAGCUUUGUGGAGAAUCUCUGUUGAAGGAGAUGCAGCUUGAGCAUUGCUUCGUGCAAUGCCCGGGGAUUAGUCAUCUUCGACCAGAGGCUUUGACACUGGAAGAUAUUCAGCAUCCAGAACCUCAGGAAUUCCGAAGAGUCUUGGCAUUUGUGGCCAGUGUUCUUGAGCGCCACCGCUGGCAGGCUGACGAUACGUUUGAAGGAACCCGGGAGAGUUCAGACCAGGGAGACAAAGAGGACACGAAGCAUGGAAACCAUCAAGCUGAAGCUCCGAUAUCUGCACCGAUAUCUACAGCUUCAAGCCAAAGCGAAAGCAAGACUCUUCAUCUCGUAUUGCACCCCCAGCCCAAAAGAUCCUACGAGGAUUCUCCAUUGGGUCGCCUUCGGGAAAAGAUCCUACAAGAAGUGGCUGACAACCGAGUCACUAUCAUUGUGGCGCCAACUGGAUGUGGCAAAAGCACUGGAAUUCCUCAAAUGAUUCUUGACGAAGACCCCUCAGAGCGAUACAUCUUGGUAACGCAGCCCCGCCGUGUUGCGGCCACAAGCCUUGCGCGUCGAGUGGCUGCAGAUCGAGGAGUAAAUCUUGGAACCGAAGUGGGUUACAAGAUUGGAGGUUGCAGUGAGGUGAGUCGAUCUGGCCGCACGCGGUUGAUCUUCGCCACAACGGCCAUUGCAAUGAUCCAAUGUCUACAAGAUUGCUCCUCCUUCACACAUUUGAUCAUUGAUGAGGUGCAUAUCAGAGAUGCACACAUCGAUUUUCUGCUCAGCUUAGUGGUCACGCGGGUGCUUUUGCGCAACAAGAAGGUCAAAAUCAUCUUGAUGUCGGCCGCUAUGGACAGUGUGAAGAUUGCCCGAUACUUCUCCCACGCUCUUGGAGGCACUAUUCCAAAACCCUUGGACUUAGAGGCUUGCCGACAGUACAAGCUUUCAAUCAAAUAUCUCGAGGACGUCCCCUUUUUCAAUCAGAAAGGAAUCCACAGGCGUGGGCUAGAUGGCGCUUGGGAUGUCCUUGGGCUUCCAGCAGAUUGGUCACAGGAAGACGUUGCUGAUUUGUAUGCAGAGUUCAUUCGCUCUUGCCAUCAAGAGCGGGCUGCGCGAAGGGACUUUGCUUCUUUCCUGGUGUUUUUGCCGGGCAAGAGAGAGCUGCAGCUCUUGUGGGAGAGGUUGGAUGACGUGACAGAUCUCCAGGUGAAAUGCAUUUUCGGUGGGCAAACCAUUGAAGAGCAGGAGAGAGUCCUGUCAGAAUCGCAUCAACGUGAAAGGAGCGUAAUUCUGGGGACCGAUGUCAUCGAAUCCAGCGUCACCAUUCCGGACGUUGAUUUGGUGAUUGACACCUGCGAGCAAAAGCGCCUCCGCUGGGAUGGAGGGAAGAACCAAAGUUUGCUUACGUUGGUUUUGGUGAGCAAAGAUGAGGCCAAGCAACGCUCAGGAAGAACUGGGCGAGUGCGAGACGGUGAAGUCAUCCGCCUUGUCAGCAAAGGGUGCUUUGAUAGGUUGCAGCCUCAUGCCGAACCCCAAAUCAAGCACAGCAGGCUAGAAGACCUGCUUCUGUCCCUGUUUGAGUUGCCCAACCUGGGUGAUCCACGUCAGUUUCUGGAGAAGAUGCCGGAUGCGCCGGACAAAGCUCGUGUGGACCAAGCCAUCAUCAGGCUGUUGGAGCUAAAUGCUCUGGCCAAGCAGGGUAACGCCCAACCAAAACCCACAUUCUUUGGACGGUUCUUACAGAAAAUGCCUUUGGAUCCUGACGUCGGCUUUCUUGUGAUGAGCGGGGUUAGGCUGCAAAUUGUUCAGGAAUGUGCUAUUUUGGCCGCAGUUCACCAACGAGGGGACCCCUUCCUGGACAGCAUGAAUCUGAGCCCCGAGGAAGUGAACGGUCUGUGGGAGGUGCGUGAUGCCUGCAGCCCUGGGCGCGCAAAAGGUCGAGAUCGUCCACUGCCUGGCGACUUGAUGGCAGGACUGGGAGCUUACAAAGCCUGGCAAGCUCAAGUGAAGAACCAGACAAGAGGAGGUUGGACCUGGGACAUCAAGGAUGAAGCUGUUUGGUGCGCUCAGCAUUUCCUGAGCUUGGAGAGAUUGCACGAGCUUGAAGAAAUGGUGGUGCAGAUCCGUGAUGUUUUGGAAGAACUGGGCUAUGCUUCGAGCCUUCCCCAAGCCGACAAAGACAGAAUGAGGCAGAGGAGACAAGACAAAGUUGGCACUUCUUUGGCUGCCAGGAUUCGCCCAAUGCUUCAUGCAGCCCAGGACUUUUGGCGCCUGUUGCGUGAUCAAAGGGAUCGGGAUGCCCAGCUGCUUCUGGCUUGGUGCAUUGCAGCCAGCUUCACAAGUGGCCUCAUUGAGGUGAAGAACGGUUCCAGCACAGAGCAGUUGAAGUACAAGGCCAAGAAUAAUCGGUCGCAUCAGGUUUCAGAGGUUUUGAGACGGCAAGGAUUCCACGUGGUAGAUGGUCGCGUUUUGCAAAAGGGUGAUGUACAGGUGAGCUUCCAAAGCCCUCAGGAAGCUCACAAAGCUUUUCAGAUUGGGCAGCUGGUGAACAACAACAUGAUGCCGUGGAGGGCAGCAGACCCAUGGGGGCGGCCACAGCAGCGCACAUCAGUGCAUCCCCGAAAAUGCUAUGAAGGAUCCCCCAUCAAGAUCCUUCCAUCGUCGCUUGCGUGGCUGCCCACAACGGAAGAUGCAGUGCUUGUCGCCGGUGAUGUCCUCCCAAUCAUGAACCACAAGCGCACGUCGAUGACGUAUUUCUGUACCAAGUGCAGUUCCGUGCCUGCUGGGAUCAUCCCAUUCAUUUUGUGCGCCACAUACCCUGCAGCAACUGUUGCAAAGCAGGCUGGGAUUUGGACUGUCAGCACCCUGAUCCAUGGGCAGUGCGAAGAUGAGCGCUACACUGCGCCGUCGCCAAAGGUCGCGGACCUGCUGGACAACAUCAGAAAUAGAAUGGACACAGAGUUUGGCCUCAAUCAGAAAGAGCGCCACCGGAUUGUCGAGGAGAGGCGGGCCAAUGUUCUGGCCCUCAUGAAGCUACUGGAUCAGCAAGAUGUAAAGCCUCCUAUGCAGUCAUUGGAUCAAAAGCACGGGGCUACCUUGCCUCGGAUGCGAGG